AUGGAUUUUGAAAAUGAAUUCGAACAUUCAUCUUUAGCUGCAUCGUCGUCCACAGCACGAACACUUUUUGAUGAACUUCGAGACAUGCAUGUAACCGACUUUGAAAAAUCUCAAGAUCUUGGAGAUGAAUUUUACGAAUUAUAUGAAUCGCAUGAAGAAUGGGAUGAGUAUGAACAGGGAGACAAUGAAUAUAGUGAGGAAAUUGAGUUCUCAGGAGAUCAAUCAUCCAAAGUCAAUAAAUUUGUUCCGCAAUUAUUUGACGACGUUGACGAGCAAGAUCCGCUCUAUGACGCACUUGAAGCUUAUAUCGAAAAACUUGGCGAUGAGGAAUUAAAAGAACUCUUGAAUAAGGCAAUUUUCUAUAUUUAG
Molecule: messenger RNA, 369 nt
Organism: Ambispora gerdemannii
Lineage: Eukaryota; Fungi; Glomeromycota; Glomeromycetes; Archaeosporales; Ambisporaceae
Source: the annotation of a GenBank genome assembly